CGGAUGCAGCCGUGGAUGGAGGACUGCAGCCCUGGACCCAGUUUCCUGGACACGGAUUAGCGACGGAUUGGCCAUGUCUUCGCUACGUGCUCGACCAUUAUCCGAGAUUUCUGUGACAGGUAUAAAUUUUCAAUUUUUAACUCAGGAGAGGCAACUAGGAUGUCGACGCCAAAAGUAGGGAAAGUGCACUGGACUUGCCUCUAUGUACAUCAGUUAUGGCCCUGGAUUUUAGCUGGAUGCGGGAACGGAUGCAGGUGAUACAGGAACCUAUCGGUACUCUUGCCGUUAGAGAUUUCUUAUAUCAAAGGAGGAUGUUCAAAUCAUGUCAAAUGUCAAGGGAGUCAAAAGUGACUGAACGACGAACUUUAAAUGAACAAGAUACGGCGAAUUAGUAGCCGGUUCGCUUUCUCUUAUAACAUAUCAUAUCAGUUACCAGGUUAUAGGUUAUAAAUAUACAAGUUAGUAACAAACUUUAAAAAAAGAUUUCAGAGACACAGGCUGCAGAAGUUUAUGUAUAUGAAAAGUGUCCAGUAUUGCAUACGUUGCUAAGGCCCCUGAAGGAUAGGCUACGAAAUAGCUAGGUACUGUGGCAUGGCUAAAAGUUAGAUUAGAACGUAAAAACAGUUUUGAACCAAAACAAAAAAUAUUACAACAACAGCGCUUUAGCUGGGGUUAAGACUCGGCAUUUAUUUUGGCACGAUUCACAUACCACAUGUAAAGCAAAUAAUAGAUCCAUGUAAACAAAUUAUGCAUGUUCAAGCCAGCUCGAACUAGUUGCCACCUCGUGGUGCUGAACCCAGCAAUUGCCUGAAUGAUCGUGUGGGUUAACGGAUCGCUCACUAGGGGACGCUAGGGUGAACGCUAGGGUUCGGCGAUGGAGCGAUAAAAAACAUGGCCAAAUAAGGCAUUCGGUUUAGGGGUAAUGCGUGCAGAACAUUCACAAGGACGACUGUUGCACAAGCAGGAGUUGAGGACAGUUGCGAUCGAGAAACAGCCAGAGCAGAACCCAUUUUUGAACCCAACCUAACGCAUGCUUACUUUAGCAUUAUAAUUGCGACAAUUGCUAAAUAAAAGGAAGCUUGCGUUCGAAAAUUUCUGCUUGCAAAAUUCGAUUGAGAAAAGGGAACUUUUCUCAACAUUCAAAAUUUGAUAAACAAUAAACCCUUGUGUUCUAGAAAACUCCUCGCACGUUUCUUGGAACAUUUAUUUUUAUUUUUUUUUUAUUCAUAAAGAACGGCUUGGCCGUAUUGCUCGUGGAACAUUUAUGAUGUCGGAAAAAAGUCGUGAUUGCAAUGCCUGCGAUCAGUCGAACACCGUGGACGAUAUGGUACAAUGCGACAAGCGCGAUAAGUGGUACUGCUACGAGUCGCGAAAAAAAGUGGAACUGUGUGUAUGAUGGCUAUGAAAAGCGAAGAAAGUGAAAAGAUGUGUCCAGAUCACAGAAAAGGAGUCAACGUGACGCUCGGGAAAAUACUUAUAUAUCUAGAUGAAGCGUAUAUAGUAUCUAUACACAUAUUAUACUAUAUCACUGUGUAUAGCAACACUUUAUUUUUACACAAAUCCAACACCUUUUAGUCCUGUUUCAGAAACAUAUUUAAGAUACUGGACCGGUACAUUCGUUUCAGAAAACUUAUUACUCCCUAGUCCAUAUGGUCCCCAGUAUCAGGGCUAAAGUCUGAAAUAAGGACCCCCUCCUCUCACGGUCACUCAUCUGCGUGUCAAUUUUUCGUACAGGGUGGUUCGCAGAUUAUGGAAUGUGGCCUGAUUUUGAUUUUUUUUACAAUUACGAUUAAAUUGUAAGGAGGUUUUCGCGUAGUGAAAAGUGAUUUAUUCAUCGAGGAACCAAGUUCCAUGCCCUGUUUGUGAAUUCGUAAAAUUUUCCUCAUUUUUGGCCCAACUUGGCCCCAUAAUUCGGUCGGUAUCCAACGGAUCGGCAAUCUGUCUUCUGAUUUGGCUAAAUGGCACUUGUGCCUACAUUUCGUCCAUGCACCACUAAUCGUUAUCAUGUCUCUUGCCAAAGCUAUUAGCGAAAGCAAUUGUUGCAUUUUUUCGGGUUUUUGGUGCAAUUUUCCUCAUUUUUGGCCCAACUUUGCUCCAUAACUCGGGCGGUAUCCAACCGAUCGCCAAUCUUUGACCUGUGGUCGAUAGAUGGCACCAAUUGCUACAUUUUCUUCUUCGACGGCCAUGCCCUCAGGUGUCUGUGUCUCGAAACAUAAUAAUAUCUUAAACUUGUACCUUGAAGAAAGAUGUACGUCAAUUUCGGAUCAGGCUGUACAUACAUGCUGAAAUGAGCAUCAGCGCUAUAACACAUUACACCCAUGCUAACCAAAUCCAACUUGUACAAAGUUGGUGUGGCAAAUUGCCAGAUAUGGAAGCAAGAAAACAUUUAGGUUUGACGUAGCGAUAUUGUGACGCAAAUAACUGUUCUGUUGAUUCAGCUGGAAAAAAGUCUAUUUUAUUGAAGCUAUAGAGUCUCUCUCUCUUUCCCUUCUUGGCCUGUUGUGGGUUGAACACGUCAUGAGGACAUGGUCAGGUUGCCAAUCUGUUUCCAGGAAACUUGGUCUAGGGUUGCUGUCCGACAGGUGUCUCUAGACAACUAGAAAGAAUUUCGUUAGAUACAUUGAUUUGAAAUAAUUCGAAAUAAAUUAAAACCCAUUAAAUUGGAAUAGACAUUGAUUCUUAAUUUAGUUAAUUUAAUUUCUUUUCUCAAUACAAAGACUGCCUAUUCUGCUGCUAAAUCUUAAUACGACCUGGCGGUACAAUAUCGAAUGAUGAACGAUUGCAUGCUUUCAAGCGAUUGCAUCCCAAUUUUUUCCCAGGGGUUGCCGGCGUGGGUGCACGUAUUAGCGGUCUUGGAACCGGAGCACCACAUGCAAAAUCACCAGGAUUCCUAGGAUAUAACGAAAUAUGUGAAGCCUCAUGGUCUCAGAAGCAAUUCGAUUCGGCCCAGGGUGCGGCUUACGCUUCCGGCAACAGUGAGUGGGUCAGCUAUGAUAGAGUGCAAAUUAUUAAACAAAAGUGUGACCUGAUUUCAAAAUAUAUGUGCAUAUGUGGUCUCAAAUUUAAUCUACUGAGAUCCCUAAAAGAAUGUGUGAACGGUUAUAAGCCGUUCGUCUGCAUCAGUGAUGGCUUUAACCGGGAUCCGCAUGACUGCAAUAAGUAUUAUCGAUGCUAUCAGGGUAUCAAAUAUUUCUUUAGUUGCCCAACCGAAUUGUACUUCGACGAAAAGAUCCUCGGCUGCGAGUUGCCUUAUAAUGUGAAAUGUUAAUGUAUUGAAGAAAUCAGUCUGUAAUGAUUUUUUGUGAAAAAUAUAACAACAGUAGAUUAACUAAAUCACUAAAUCACAAUCAAUUGUUUAAAAUGUAGGAAAGGGAGUUGAUUGUCCUUGAAGCAAAUACUGGGCGACGGCAAUCAAAGAAACAACGUGACGCACGUGUAUAGAGAUUGGAUUAGGUACAAUCAACGUUUGUACAGUUGGAACAUAUGGCACCAUAUAUGUUUUUUUUAUAUUCAUCAUCGUACUUUUGGGUGAGGUAUAAAAGAAGCUUGCAAAUCGCUCCAUUAGCAAGGUACAUCAGCUAUCUCAGACUUGGCAAGUUCGUGGUGGUUAGUUCAAUCAAAAUGGUUCAUUCCAUAACUUUGUGGAGUUUGGUACUUGUGGCCGUGGGCAGUCUUAUUGGAGCGAUCGAAAGCAAGGAAGUUGUUUGUAACUACGGUUCAUGGGGAUCUCUUCGGCCUGGAAAUGGAAAGUUCACUGUCGAUGACAUUGAUCCAUUCCUAUGCACCCAGCUAAUCUAUGACUUUUUCGACAUCAAUCCGAAUGGUACGAUAAAGAUAACGGAAACUAACCUGGACCUACCGACCAAACUCAAUACGAUCGAGAAGUUUAACAAUCUGAAGCAGAAAAACCCUGCCCUGAAGACAUUGGCCGCCAUUGGAGGUUGGCAUGCAGGUCCAGCUAAUUUUAAGACGGUCGCCGCUAGUCCUCAGCUGCGUUCCAGCUUCGCGACGGACGCCGUGUCGUUCUUAAAGCAAUACCGAUUUGAUGGUUUGAACAUUGAUUGGGAAUUUCCCGCGCUCGCAGACAAGGUAAACUAUGUGCUAUUUCUCAAGGAACUUGCAAACGCUUUUGCACCGUACAACUACAUGCUAACGGUUUCUGUGGCGGCCCCAGAAUUGGAUGCCAGCAAUGCUUACGACAUUCCUGCCAUCUCCGACAUCGUCGACAAUAUAAACUUAAUGGCGUACAAUAUGCAAGGUAGUUACGGAGUCACAAGAUAUCAAGCUCCACUCUUCCAAGGAUCGGCCUCAAUUGAUGAUACGGAUUACAAGCGGCAACUCAAUCUGAAUGCCAUCGUAAAGUAUUGGUUGAGCAAGGGUGCUUGGGCAAACAAAUUGACAUUAGGUGUGCCUUUGUAUGGGCGUACGUUCAAAUUGGCCAAUCCUGAGGUUGCCGGUGUGGGUGCACCUAUUACCGGUCUUGGAACAGCAGGACCAUACACAAAAACACCAGGAUUCCUAGGAUAUAACGAAAUAUGUGAAGCCUCAUGGUCUCAGAAGCAAUUCGAUUCGGCACAGGGUGCGGCUUACGCUUCCAACAACGGUGAGUGGGUCAGCUAUGAUACGGUGCAAAGUAUUAAACAAAAGUGUGACCUGAUUUCCAAAUACGGACUUGGUGGAGGUAUGGUAUGGUCUAUUGACACGGACGAUUUCAAGGGCAUAUAUGGUCGCAAGUUUAAUCUGCUGAGAUCCCUAAAAGAAUGUGUGAACGGUUAUAAGCCGUUUGUCUGCACCAGUGAUGGCUUCUUCCGGGAUCCGUACGACUGCAAUAAGUUUUAUCGAUGCUAUCAGGGUACCAAAUAUUUCUUCAGUUGCCCAACCGAAUUGUACUUCGACGAAAAUAUCCCAGGCUGCGAUUGGCCUUAUAAUGUGAAAUGUUAAUGCUUUGAAUAAAAUCACUCUGUAUUGAUUUUUUGUGAAACAUAUAAAAACAGUAGUUUUUUUUUGUUUUCCUAAUCUUGUUUCGCUGUCAAAUUAUUCCUUCGGCUAUAUGUAUGAACUUUUGAAGUCGUCCAAAAUUUCACCUAUCUUGGAUCAAAGGUCAGCACCAAUAACAACACUGAUGUUGAGAUUUCUCGCUAGGGUCCUGACCCCAACCAGUCUUUCUGCAGCCCGAGGACAGCCACGAUUGUCGACGUGUGGAAGUCGAAUGGAAAAUUGAGAAGUUGUGGAUAUUAUUCAAUCGGCCUGAAUGCAGCCCUCCAUCCACACGACUACCCCUUGUCACUCCCGGAGGAUAUCUUCGAAAACUGGGUAAAUCUACUGUUCGACAGCUCGCGACACAACUUUCGGAUCGUUCGGAAUCACUCAUCAGGGCGGAGUUUACAUUAAGACCAAUUUUAUUUCAGGUACUCUAAUGUAAUAGCUAAUUAAUCUAUCCACUAACACUAACUUCGUCUGUACUCUAUAUCCCCUUUGUUGUAUCUUGUAGCAGCUAUUGUUGGCGUCCUGCAACUAAAUUUCUUGCUCUAAACAAGCUUACACGGUUCUCUUAACACGGUAUUCCAAAAAUCGUUCUAAUUUUAUUUUGCUUGCUUAACACUGGCCCUCCUCUCAACGUGGUUCUCGACUAAACUCCUCUGUGGGAUUAGUUUUGCAACCUCGCGCAGUUGCUAACGACGUUGGGUUUGUUAGCGACACUCCACCCGGUGUUUGCUUUCCAAUCACUAUCUAGGUUGUGCGAGACUAGUCAAUGCGGACUAGUUUGACGGUAGGUCUCUCGAUUUUUUUUAACAAUUUAAAGAUUUCAGGUAUUUCCCGAUACAAUCUUUAAUCCCCUUAUUCUUGGCCUUCC
Molecule: messenger RNA, 5854 nt
Organism: Anopheles funestus (African malaria mosquito)
Lineage: Eukaryota; Metazoa; Arthropoda; Insecta; Diptera; Culicidae
Product: chitinase-3-like protein 1
Exons: 2
Coding region: 3484-4941 (485 amino acids)
Biological process (GO): carbohydrate metabolic process; chitin catabolic process
Cellular component (GO): extracellular region
Molecular function (GO): chitinase activity; chitin binding
Source: RefSeq, a predicted model, not a curated record